GUCUCUCGUCCGAUUGAAUUAAGUGCGUGUUCAUUUUACCCGCGCACGAAAUGUCCACGAUGGGCAGCCCUCUGUGCACCGCGGUACUUUUAGCUUUUCUGGUCUUUUCUUUAAGACUUUUUGUGAACAGUUGGCACAGAGUUCAUAAAGGAAUGUUUGCCAAUGGAACUAUUGAGGAUGAUUUUGUUAUGGAGCGUAACGGAUUAGUUCAUGAACUCAACGAAAAACGCAAGGAAAUCCUUUCUUUCCUCAUCUCUUCUGGGGUAAAGAGGUUAUUGGAUGAAUCGGGACACUUUGGGCAGCACCAAUCAUUUGAAAGUAACCAUUUGGAUAUUAGUUUGGAUAAUGAGAGUGAAGUUUCCAGUGGAUCUAUUAGAAUAAAUAAGGAUCAUAUUGGCUGUGAUCAGCUUGUUGAUAUGAAAGCUGUGGAUAUCCUUGGCUCGGGCUAUACCAAAAUAGUGCUUGAAGUUGUGCUAUCGGAGGGACAGUCUGUGGCAUUGAAAACCGUGUACGAUCAAGGAACUGACAUGGCGAGAUGUCUCGAGGAUUUUAAAGACCCCUUGGGCUGUCACGAGCUCGUGUCUUUUAAACUGAAAAAAGAAAUAGUUUUAUUGCAAAGACUGCAACAUCCAAAUAUCAUAAAGCUCCGAGGUCACUGCGAGGACAGUGUGGGGGCAGGAGGCAUCACAGCCAUCCUGGAGCAGGGCUUGCCACUACAGAUGAUCCAGCUCCUACAGAGCCCCUGGGAGGAACGCUUUCGGGUUUGUUUGGGCCUGGUGAGGCUCCUCCACUACCUCUCCCACUCCCCUCUGGGCUCUGUGGCUCUGUUGGACUUCCAGCCCCGUCAGUUUGUCAUGGUAUCUGGGGAGCUGAAGCUCACAGACCUGGAUGACGCCAGCGUGACGGAGCCCGCCUGUCAGGUGGACCAGGACUGCGUCUUACAGUUCCCCCUCCGCAACUUCAGCCUGCCCUGCACGGACCAGGGAGUGUGUGAGGGCCUCAACGAGAUGAGGAAUCGUUACAACGCCUACAGGUAUUUUUUCACCUACCUGCUGCCUCACCAAGCCCCGCCUGCUCUGAGACAUCUGGUGGAUCACAUCAUGAACUCAACGGGAGAGCUGAAAGGUGAUGUGAAUGACACUCUGGAAGCCUUUGAAGACAUGUUCCAUCUGUACAAAUCCGGCCUGCACCUGGACAACAUGCCUCCGUCAAUAAUCAGAGAUUAUGCAGUCAUGAAAGGUAUGAGCACCUCUGGAAAUAUGGAAUACAGAUGCUGGCCCUCGUACAACCACCAAGGCUGCGUGCUGUCGGUGCACAACGCCAAGGAGGCGGCCUUCAUCUGUAACUCCCUUCCUCAGUGCACUAGCUUCAGCCUGAGCGACCAGAGGACUUGGACAGGACGGCUCCUCGCCUCGUUCCAAAGUGGUUUCAGACAUCUGGUUCCAGAUGGGAACUCGGAGGUGUAUUUGAAAAAGACCAAAGCAUCACCAGGAACUACGGUGUAGGGAGUGGGACAACAGGAGUUGGGAAUGCGGGGAGGGUGUUUUUGAAGCGAAUGAAUGAAUGUGAUAUAUUUAUAGGGCUUUUGUUCAUUGGCUCGUUUGAUCUGGCUGCCAAUCCUGCGUGCUGCCAAUAACUAUUUAAUGGGAUGCGCCAUGAAACUUUGUGGCUUGGCGUAGGGAUACAGGUUUGUGCAUCGAGGGCUGCACAUGGUAACAAGCAUAUAAGUGCUUACAGCAGUCAGCCUAGAUGAUUACAACCAUUCCAGUCCCCAGUAGUUGUCUUUGAUUUUGCCAUAUUUGAUGUUAAAUAUAGUUAUCAUUACAUUGUUUGUGUAUAAUAUGUGCACCUUGUGGGUGUGAACCUGUUUAACUUUUUCAAUGAAAGAGAUUCUGUUCAAUGACAGUUCAUUCUGUACUUGAUGUUCUGUACUUUGUUAUUAUGGUUGUUUUAUAUUAUAAAUACUUUAAUAUA
Messenger RNA from Coregonus clupeaformis (lake whitefish), 1974 nucleotides. Its product is annotated as extracellular tyrosine-protein kinase PKDCC. Lineage: Eukaryota; Metazoa; Chordata; Actinopteri; Salmoniformes; Salmonidae. Bases 51 to 1505 code for a protein of 484 amino acids. Gene Ontology annotation, biological process: protein phosphorylation. Gene Ontology annotation, molecular function: ATP binding; non-membrane spanning protein tyrosine kinase activity. The record is from RefSeq and is a predicted model, not a curated record. The transcript has 7 exons.